ACAUAAUUACAAAAUGCCACAUGUACACGUUUUCUUUGUUGUUCUAUAGUUCGGGAACCUGAUCAGGAGAAUGGAUUUAGAGGGAUGCGCAGUAAGAUUCAGUUCAGCUGAGUAGGCACUUUGCAAAAAGAAAAAAGCUUAUUACACCUGGUGAUGGCUUUGCUUCGACAAGGGCAGAGCAAGAAGGGGAAACUGCUACAAAGAGAAACCCAGUCCGAAGUGCCUCCUUCGCCCUGCCGGGCACGCAAGAUUUCUUCGGCUGGCCGCGUGAUCCGCGCACAAAUCCCAGUUUCUCAUUGCUUCGCUUUUGAGUUUGCAGCCCAUCUCUUUGCUUGAAGCGCUGAUCCUCCCGUUGUAAGUGGCACUCCAGAUGGCCAAUCCUGAGCCACAAGGCUGUCCGCUACUAGCCAAUCUCAGGGGAAAGGGGAGAUCAAAGCAGAACAUCAAGAGGGCCGGUGACAGGAGGGGAGGGCUGUUCCUAGCAUCUUUUUUAAAAAAAGCAAAUAAGACCAUGGCAGUAGCAGCACCUCUUGCGUCCCGGUGCAGGUAAUCUGAAUAGUAGCAAAGCUCCAGAGAUCACCCGGCAGCCCGGUCUCCAGCAAGCCAAACCGAUAUGCUGAGCUCCCUAGUCUAGGCGGCCAUUGAAGCCGGCUCUCUGUAGAGGGAGGCAGUCAAAAGCUUCUGCCUCCUGCACACGCAUCCACGGUCCCCUCCCCUUGCCCCUCCUAGCCACUGCCGCUCUCCCAAGUUAUAGGCGAGGCUCCAGCUGGACCUCCUGAGUGGCAAAAGAAAACGAGCCGAUCAAUUUCCUGGCGGCUCGCAGUGUGUGCGUGAUUGUCCUCUCCUUGGCUCCAUCGAUCUUGGCCUGGGGCUGUAUUCCCAAACCGAGGCGAACGUCUGGGAUUAGCAAAAGGACUCGACGCCUCGUCUCCGGAUUAGCCAUUAGGGCUUCAGUUUGGAAGAGCCACUAAAGAAAAUGCAAGAAAAGAGCUUUCCUGUCAGGCUUCUUGACCAAAGAGAAGAAGCAGUGCACUUUGUAGCAGAAAAUUAAGAACUUUGUCGUUUCAAGAAGUCAUUCAAGGAGAAGAGGACAAAAAGUUCUGGCCCAAUAUGAAUUACAGUACAUCUACUGUGAACACUUUGUACCACAGUAGUAGUACCGCUUCUGAGUCAGACCAUGGAACGACUGUGGAUGGGACUGGAUCAAAAACUGCUACGAUGACCCCUGAAACCAGUGGCUUUAAUAGCACCAAAAUUCUGGAUGUCUCUGGCAAUGGCCCUGGCAUGGGGACCAUGCUGCUGUCCUUUGGCAUCAUCACUGUGAUUGGAUUGGCUGUUGCUAUGGUUCUGUAUAUCAGGAAGAGGAAGCGUAGAUUAGAAAAGUUACGACACCAGCUCAUGCCCAUGUACAACUUUGAUCCUGCUGAAGAACAGGAUGAGCUGGAACAAGAGCUGUUGGAGCAUGGCAGAGAUGCUGCUUCUUUGCAGGCUUCCCAGAACAAGACAAACCAAGGAGUGCUCCAGAGACCUAGUCGCCUUGUGUUCACAGAUGUUGCAAAUGCCAUCAAUGCUUGAACAGUGCUUCCUCUGUCUGAGAUGCAGGAGAAUGACACUAGCCAAUUAGCAACUUGUCAUGGGUGGCGACCAUUGAUUCCAGCUGAGGAGAAAGUGCUGGGAACCAGUGUCUUUCCAGAAUGUGAAGACUGUUAGGAAUUCUGUUGCCAUCAAAGUACCCUAUGCUACUACACUCAGAGUCUGAUUGGUAAUACUGAUACCAAGCUGUGUGUGAUAAAAGAUGGAAGGUUAUUUGUAGAUAAAUUGAUCAGAACAUAUAUAGUGACAGGCUAGAGAUGGGAACAAGAGCAUCUGUUUCCAAGGCUGCCUUCCAUUGGGUUGUUGUCUGAGUAUCCUAACUUCAGAGUCUUGCAGGUUAACCCAAGCCACUCAAUGCAGACUCAAAAGAUGACUCCUGUUGCCAGUUAUGUGGGUGCAGUUUCCUGGAGCUGGAAGCCUGGGCUCUGUCCUGUUGACACAAGCAUAUGAUACUAUCUCUGGGCAUCUCUGUGUGCACCUGGUUGUCUCAUGUUCCUCUUGGGUAUUAGAUGCUGCUUUGAAGCAUGGCUCUGUGGUCCAGAAAUUUCCUUGUGAACUUUCACUAGUUUUUUCCAACACAGAUGUUCUGCUAGCUAGUCUUCGGAAAUCAUUUGCAAGGCAGUGCAGUAGAGCGUAGCUUGAAGAAGCAGGGAGCUCUCCUAUCACUUCCUGUCAGAAGUGCUACCUCUUCUGAGCACUUAACUGAUACUACAGAGAGGAGAGUCUUAGAAGUAAAAGCAGCAAUACUUAAAUUCAUGGAUUUUGAGAUGAUUCAUCUCAUCCUCCUUCAGCCAAAGAAUGAGUGUUGACAGAAGAACUGAUUUUGAAAUAAUUUUGUGUGCACAUGCAUAUUCUUGCAUAUACUUAAUCAGAAACUGGUUCAUCUCCAUACAGAAUAGUUAAAAGCCUAAUUCUGAUCUAUCUACUCCCCAGGAUCUGCAUUCAAGGUUCUUUUUUGUCCUUUUCAAAAUAGGUGAGAACAUUACAAGAAAAGCAAAGACUACAGAAGAAUUCUACACGUUAAAUACUUGUUUUGACCUGGCAGGGGGAUAUCAUUAGUAUUUCAUGCUAUAUUCCAAAUUUUAUGAAAACUAAGGCCAAUUAAUUUGAAUAAAUCAUACAAAGUAGGCAAACCUCCAUGCAUAUAAUCUACAUAGUUUUCUUUUGCACACCUGCUUUUUUGGGGGGAGGAGGAGGGUGUUAUCUAUUUAUGUCUUAAGAUAAUUUAUAUGCUAUCCACUAAAAAUAGAAUGCUCAAGAGGGCUGGGGAUACAGAAUUUAGAUUCUGUUUUGUUCCACUUAUUUCAUAGGGCCAAGGAAGGGAGGGAUUACCAUUUAUCUAGAACAGCCUUUGCCAAUUUGGUGCCAUCUAGAUGUUUUGGACAACACCUUCCAUCAGCUCCAGCCAGAAAGGGGCUAAUGGGAUUUUUAGUUCCAAUCAUCUGAGAAGUACCAGGUAGGUGAAGGCUGAUGUAGAACAUAAGGGAACAAUAGUUGUGUGGAUGCAAAAGGGCAAGUGUUGAACUAAGAAGGCCCACAUUGUCUCUACUGGACAGGUUCUGUUGGGUUUGGAAAUACUGACAUUUUCUUCUAGAACUGUGAAUACAAUAAGUUUGUUUUCCUCUCCCUACGUCCACUGAUGACUUAUGUACUCAGGAAUUUGCAGUCACAGCCUUUGUUGUCCGAUUGUGUCUGUGCCUGUUUCUGAAUCCUCUGGCUAUUUAUUUAUGUUAUUUAUUAGAUUCAUAAUAUUUCCACAUUUAAGGAGGCAAACCAAGCGCUCGUUACACAAAACAGCUGCAACAAAUAGGUCAAAAAGCAGAGCGGCAUACAAUUACAAUCAUCAUAGGGAAAAAUGGAUCUUGAUGGAAAAUUGGAGAGCUGAUUUUGGAUCCUCCUGCUGCUGGCAAUUGCAGUUGUCCUAUGAUGUCAUCAUUGUACAAAGAGAAAUGUAAAACCUGGAACUUGGCAGAUACAAAUCCAUAAUCACUGUGAAAAUCAACAUCAUAGCUCCCUGCCUGCACACCCCACACUUUCCUCCCCCAAGAAGAGGAUGUGCAUAGUUAUCUACCAUAAACCCAACAAAUAGUGUGGGGAAAGGUCAAAAAGAACAGUCUACAAACUACCCACAACUGGUGUUUUGGAGUCUACCAUUCUGUCACCAACUACCUUGGCUAUAUAGGUUUGGCUGAACUGAUGACAUAAGCAAAGCAUUCUGUUCUGACAGUUGUCUAGCAAUGAAUGUAUAGUGGAGGAUGUUAGGUUCAAGCAGCAAGAGUUAAACCAGGGGUGGUUUAAUACAUAUAUAUAUAUAUAUAUAUAAAUGGGAUUUAAUAUUGAGAAGCAAUAAGUAAACAAACAAAUAAAUAAAAUCCCAUCACUUUCAUCCUUCGUGUUCUAAAUUCAUUUUCUCCUUCCUCUCUGGAUGGACUUCUUUGUUUGGCACAGUUGUUUUGUGCAAGAGGAAGGCUGUAAUUCACAUGAGGCUAGAUUCAUGGUAUGUUAAGACAUCCUGCUGUCGCACAGAUGAGUUAGUAGUGUGAUAUAUGCCAGGCAUGCAUCUGUAUACCAGUGCUAUCAAUGUAUUGUCACUGAAUAUGGGUUUUUUUCUCCUCCAGUGCAUGCAGUUUGCAGGUCAGGUCUUCUUUAGACCUGCAAAACUAUUGUGUAAGAGGUGUAGAAUGCAUCUCACUGGCUAUGUGAGUAUACAGUGUGGAUCUCCAUAACCUGGAACUUUUCAGCUAGUUUUAAUUCUUCCUACUCCCUGUGUAUCUUCUUCCCUUUUGAGAUGUAUAUAAUCACAUAGGAUUAUGGGAUCAUGAAACCGUUCUUAGUCAAGAAAUUCUUUCUGAAGGGCAUUCACACAAAAGCAAUUCCCUCCCCUUGGCCAACUUAACAUCCUUUUUAAAAAACUCUCCAAGGGCUCAGACGAAUCUACGAUUCACAGUUGAUUUUAAUUGAAUUUUUGUUUCAGUCCAGAUCUGUAAGACAGCAAUCCUGGAUCGUAUUGAUGGCUUUCCACAGAGAUUGCUGAUAAUAAAGCGAACCUUCGGGCCAGAUUCUAAGUUGUUGGAAAAUAACCUUGCUCCAUUGAUACACAAUAGGUCUGUUCACAUCAGACUCAAACCACUUCUGAUGUGUUUCUUUGUGGUUGAAGGUUGACAAUAUGUCAGACAGCUCUUUAGCAGGCAGCAGCUGUGCCAAUACUUCAGAAGCUCUAUUCCACCUUUUGCCAACCUGGUGCUUUCCAAAUGUUUUGGACCACAACUCCUAUCUUCCCAAAACAGUGCACUGGCUGGGACUUGUGGGAGCUGUAUUCCAAAACAUCUGGAAGUUGGCAAAGGCUGCUCUAUAUUUUGCAGUGCUGCUGCCGUUAAAUGGUACUGGAUUUCUUAUUCUCACUGACAGCAUUGGCUCUUAAACAUUCUCAUCACUGAAGCAAAAAAUAAAAAAGACUAGAAAAUGUAAUAUGCGUCCAAAGGCAACAAUAUGCUCCAUGAAGUGCCAUUAACUGAAAUCCUUGCAAUUCUCAGGCACUCGAGAAUUAACUGACUGCAUAUUUGGUAUAAACAUUCACUUUGAUCAUGGGCUGUUUCUGAAAGGCAUAUUAUAUUUAGUAUGAAUGUUCUUGGGAAGGAAGUGGGAUAUUAUUACUAGUUCCCUUCUGCCCUGCAUUUGGAGGCUCUUUGAUAAUGUAGUGCUGAUGAUUUUCCUUAAAAAAAGUGCUGCAGGUAUUUGUGAGGGUUGGGUACCACAGUAUUCUUUGAAUGCAAUAGCCCUUUCUUUCAUGGUACUUGGAAGUCUCUGCAUAAUGUAAGAUACUCAUUGCAAUAUGUUCCUGUAUUUGAGAUGUUAUUAAAAUAUUUAUGUGAAA
This is a messenger RNA of Rhineura floridana, 5467 nucleotides long. It is a transcript of the gene C3H3orf18, whose product is annotated as chromosome 3 C3orf18 homolog. NCBI's taxonomy places the organism in Eukaryota, Metazoa, Chordata, Lepidosauria, Squamata, Rhineuridae. The coding region runs from base 1111 to 1575 and encodes 154 amino acids. The transcript is spliced from 5 exons. The record is from RefSeq and is a predicted model, not a curated record.